AUGGAUCUUCAAGUCUAUCCUUGGUGCAAAAAUCCACGGUGGGAAAAGCAUCUUGAGCGCUACAAUGAAGAACUAUCUAGGCUCAAUGGCUUUGGAUGUGGCAAAAGCAGUGCUUUUAAGCUUGUCAUAAACGAUUGCACUCAGAAGUGGAUGGAAAUGGGUGGUGUCUUUCUUGACCGCCACAAGAACAAAAUCAAUUACUUCAAAGCCCUUUCUUUUGUCAAGAAAGCACUCAGAGCUUCAAAAGAUAGAAACAGAGCAAAGACAAGCGCCCUCAAGGUUCCUGGUCCUAUUGCAUGUGCCGGGACUAAUCCAGCUGGUCCGUCUGUUGGGACAGAAGAUGACAAUAAUCAUGGGAAUACUGUUGGGAAUGACCUUUGUGCCUCCUUUGACGAGAAUUCCUCUACAAUUGAGAAACCAGCUAUGAUGACAAGCCCAAAACUAGCAAGGCCAAAACUAGCAAGGCCAAAACGAAAAUCGGUUCUUCCAAAUGGGUUCUCCUAUCAAGCCGCAGUUGCUCGGAGCACGAAGAAACCACAUGCACUGAAGCAAGAGCAGCCAAAGAAGUCAUUGGAAUUUUUUGCUCUUGUCUGCAGUCAACAAAAACCAUUUACUGAUGAGAACAAGGGUGGGGAAAGCUAA
Messenger RNA from Cylindrotheca closterium, 642 nucleotides. Lineage: Eukaryota; Bacillariophyta; Bacillariophyceae; Bacillariales; Bacillariaceae. The record is from the annotation of a GenBank genome assembly.